Diatraea saccharalis (sugarcane borer) is the source of this 1679-nucleotide messenger RNA. NCBI's taxonomy places the organism in Eukaryota, Metazoa, Arthropoda, Insecta, Lepidoptera, Crambidae. The record is from the annotation of a GenBank genome assembly.
ACAUAUACAUUUGAUUUUAGUGACAACUAUUGUUAUAAUUUAAAAACUCAAAACCUUAUUUAAUUUUGCGUAAACAGUUUAAAUCAUUUAAUAAUGGAUUUGGAAAAUGAUGACAUAGAAUAUAAUUAUAAUGACAAAUUGAAUUGUAAAAACGGUUCCACACUCAUUUUCAUACUUUUAUUGCUUUUUAUAUGAUAAAAGGUAGACAUAUGCUGCUGUGCACUUUUUAUAGAACUUUUAAAGGGGAUCAAUUUAACUCCUUUAAGUCAUAGUGUGAUGUUAUUGGUAUUGCCUAUAGCCUUCCUCGAUAAAUGGACUGUUCAACACAAAUAAAUAAUUCAGUUUAUUUCAAUAGUUUCUGAAUUCAAUCAAACAAACAAACUCUUCAGCUUUUUUAUUUAUUUGUAUAAAUACUGUAUUUUGUAUCAGCUAACGAAAUAUAGUUAUAUUUGUAAAUUAAGCCAUUCAUGAUGUUGAUAGUUUAUUUUUCUUUAAUUAUUUAUUUCAAUUAUUAAUAGGUAUUAGAAUUCAAUAAAUUCAUUAAUGGUAAGUUGCAAAUAUAUAUUGAACACAGCAAAUAAUUAAAUAACAUUCAAUAUCUUUUACAGAUGAAAAGUACCUGGUCGGAAUAAUGUCCGGUCAUUAUUUAGCUUAUUUGAAUAUCAACGAUACUAUCAGCGAAUUGUACGACAGCAUCGUUAACGGUAACUACUCGUAUGCCGUUAAGCUGACACAAAAUCUCUCCGUCAAGAAUGGUUUUGCAAUCACGAAUGUAAUCGAGAAACUAACACAAGAAGUUAAUUCUAACCUCCUUAGCUACGGCUAUAAGCUUUGGUCCAGUGGCGAGAGAGAUAUUGUACAUAAUUACUUGCCUCAUUCUUUCAGUCUGAUAUUCAACGAAGGAAAUAAUGUCGUUCUGAUAAAUCGUAGAUAUGAUCUAGCUUUAAAACUAGAUGCCGGCAAAGAUUCGAAUGGUGACAGGAAGGUUUGGGGAGACUCGAGCGACAAAACCAGCCGUCGUAUAGUUUGGCAAAUGCUUCCUAUAUGGUAUAACAACAAGGUUUAUUUUAAACUGAAAAACUGGGACUGCAAUCAGUUUUUAAAAAUGGGGCUGUAUCCAGACGAUAUCAAAGACAGGCCCGUGUAUGGUGAUACUAAGCAUGAUGAGAUGAGGCACACUUGGUAUCUGGAACCGGUGCUGUUAGGCGAUAUACGCUCAUUCUUUAUUACAAAUAGACAGUUCAGUCAGCGAUUGAAGUUAGCUGUGAGUGCAGACUCCAUAGGGGAUCGACAAUUGUGGGGGCAUAAUGGCGACAUAAACAAAAAUGACCUUAGCCGCUUCUUAUGGGAUAUUAAAAAACAUUAAUAGAAAAAUAUUAAUAAAGAAAAAUUUUAUUUAAUAAGUGUUUUUUUUUUAUAAUCUUACACAAACACUUUAUACAGACACUUUAUACUGUACCAAAUCUUCUUCAUCAAGAAAUUCUUUAAUUUCAUCAACAAUAUUUUAAAUCUAUCUAAAAUUUCAUGAUUUCAUUUUAAGAAUGCCUAAAUAAAGCAAGUGUAUUAAACGAACAACUUUUUAGGACCGUGCCAUGUGACGCUCAGUUCUCUCUGCCUACCCUACAAGGGUAUCUAGCGUGAAAAUAUAGACAGAAUAAUUACAUAUUAUCUAUGGUACA